CGUUAUUUUAAAAUCAUUGGUUACCAAACUUGCAUCAAUGAAUCUUUAAACGCCAGAAAACUCGUGGUCCAUGAAACCAAACAUUGAAGACAAAUCGUUUGCUUUCUAAGUACUGUCUGCCUGGCACUAUUUUAUGCUAAACGAGAUAUAUUAUCUUCCAUUUCACGAAAUUCAUCGUUUUGUUUUUGUUUGAUCGGAAAAGAAUGCUUUGCAACAAAGGGAAAAUAACGAAUGGUUCUAAGACAAUGUCUUAAAUUAGAUAUGGGAUCAAAAUUAAGGCCUAUCUAAGUUAUCAUAAUGUGUAUCAAAAAUAUAACUUCUUGUAUACAUAGAACAUAUGUACAAGUUGUUCUUCAUCAUCCUUUAUUCGUAAAUCAUCAUCAAUUUGCUUGCAAUAUCGGGACAUGAGUAAAUCCUUGCAACUCAUUGUCACCGUUCUAUGUAUUUUCACCAUCCUCGUUCUAGGGGAGAUAGGGAUGGCAAAGGGACAGCCACUGGAGAAAAGGUGUGAUGAGAUCCUAACACGGGGAGAAUGUGAACUUGACAUAUGUGCCUUUGCAUGUGCACUCAAGAGACAUGGCAAGGGUGGUUGCAUUGAAGAAGCCCACGAUCCUCGCCCCAAUUGCGUUUGCAAUUAUACUUGCUAACGCUCUUAAUAUUUGUACUUCAAUAUUAAUGAAAACCCUUAAAUCAUAUAUAUAUAUAUAUAUAUAUAUAUAUAUAUGUUAUGGUAA
This is a messenger RNA of Arabidopsis lyrata subsp. lyrata, 734 nucleotides long. Its product is annotated as defensin-like protein 140. The coding region runs from base 405 to 647 and encodes 80 amino acids. The transcript is spliced from 2 exons. The record is from RefSeq and is a predicted model, not a curated record. NCBI's taxonomy places the organism in Eukaryota, Viridiplantae, Streptophyta, Magnoliopsida, Brassicales, Brassicaceae.